Arachis stenosperma is the source of this 3324-nucleotide messenger RNA. Its product is annotated as protein-tyrosine-phosphatase MKP1. The coding region runs from base 510 to 3050 and encodes 846 amino acids. The record is from RefSeq and is a predicted model, not a curated record. Gene Ontology annotation, biological process: protein dephosphorylation. The transcript is spliced from 3 exons. Gene Ontology annotation, molecular function: protein tyrosine/serine/threonine phosphatase activity. NCBI's taxonomy places the organism in Eukaryota, Viridiplantae, Streptophyta, Magnoliopsida, Fabales, Fabaceae.
UAUUUCUCUUAUAAACACACCACUUUCCCCAUUUUCCCUUCUCUCAACUAAGAGUAACACCCUUCUCCAAAUUUCAGUCCCAAUUCCAAAAUUCCCUUUUGUUAUGUUCUUCAGUCAGAUCCCUAAUCCUUUCAUUCUUAUCUACAUCAACAAAAGAUAGAAAAAAAAUGGAAUAAGAAAAGAAAAAUCUCAUCUUUAUCAUACCCAUGGGACGGUUCCUUCCCUUUACCAAAUACCCUUCAACAAAAUUUUCAGUUAAAGAUUUCUGACUCGGUUUCCAUUGAUCAAUUUUCUCCUUGUAACCUAAUUUCCCGAACCCUAACUGGGGUUCUGUUUUUUCUCCCCUAUUUUCAAAUGCAGAACCCUAAUUGGCUCCGAUUCCUUAAAUAUCGCUUAAUCCCUAACUUUUAUCCAUAGCAGAAAAAAAAAACCUGAAAAUCUAACUGCUAGGGUUCUUCCCCCGACAUAUCUUACUAAGGUUUUCACAAAAAUCCCAUUUUUCUUCUCUCAUGGUGGGAAACGACGAUGCUGGUGACCGGAGAGUGUUUUGGAGGUCGGCGUCGUGGUCCUCCUCUCGCACCGGCACCGCUUCCAGCAAUAACCCAUCCGGUGAGGCGGAUCCAAAUUCCUGCGGCGGAGACACUGUCACCGGCCAGAAUCGCAAGUUCUGUCCGCCGCCACUUACGCCGCGAUCGCAGCAGAGUUCCAAGUCCCGGUCGAGCCUGCCGCCCCUCCAGCCGCUUUCGAUAGCCCGGCGGAGCCUCGAUGAGUGGCCGCAGGCGAGCUCUGAUGACAUUGGGGAGUGGUUGCCCCCACAGCCGCCGUUGACCCCCGGUGGCGGCAUGAGAGGUAACCCUGGUGAAAGGUUGAAACUUGAUCUCUCCUCAAUUCAGAUGAACAAUGAUAGGAAUUGCAAUAAUGGCAGUAAUAGUAGUGGUAAUAAUAAUAGUUGUAACAAUAAUGGUGUUAGUGGACUCUUGAAGAGAGAUAGAAUUGCAUUUUUUGAUAAGGAGUGUUCAAAGGUUGCUGAACAUGUUUACCUUGGUGGUGAUGCUGUUGCUAAGAAUAGGGAUAUAUUGAAACAGAAUGGGAUCACUCAUAUCUUGAACUGUGUUGGUUUUGUGUGCCCCGAGUAUUUUAAGGCUGAUUUUGUGUAUAGAACAUUGUGGCUUCAGGAUAGUCCUUCAGAGGAUAUUACUAGUAUCUUGUAUGAUGUGUUUGAUUACUUUGAGGAUGUUAGGGAACAAGGUGGUAGGGUGUUUGUGCACUGUUGUCAAGGUGUGUCUAGGUCUACUUCGUUGGUGAUUGCAUACCUCAUGUGGAGGGAAGGACAGAGCUUUGAUGAUGCUUUUCAGUUGGUGAAGGCUGCAAGGGGUAUUGCCGAUCCGAAUAUGGGAUUUGCUUGCCAGUUGUUGCAGUGCCAGAAGAGGGUGCAUGCAGUUCCUCUUAGCCCUACCUCUUUGCUUAGGAUGUAUAGGAUGGCUCCACACUCGCCUUAUGAUCCUUUGCAUCUCGUCCCCAAAAUGUUAACGGAUCCUUCGCCUUCCGCAUUGGACUCCAGGGGAGCCUUUUUUGUACAUAUUCCCACUGCAAUAUUUGUUUGGAUUGGUAUGAAGUGUGAUUCCAUCAUGGAAAGGGAUGCCAGAGGUGCUGUUGGUCAGAUUAUUCGCUAUGAGAAAGCCGAAGGACCCGUUAAAGUGAUUAGAGAAGCUCAGGAACCUGCUGACUUCUGGGAAGUUUUCUCAAGGUUCUUGCCUUUGAUGGAUAAAUCUUACAGUAAAGUAGAGAGUUUCAAAUCAAGUGCUAAGGUUCGGCCUGGUGAGAGGAAAGUGGGCUCCUAUGAUGUUGAUUAUGAAGUUUUCCAAAAAGCUAUUGUUGGAGGUUUUGUGCCACCAUUUCCAUCAUCAGAGGAUGAACAUGAAACCCAUCUUCCUGCAAGAGAGAGUAGUUGGAGUGCCUUAAGGCGUAAAGUUUCCUCUUCUCAUAUGAAGGAGAUUGUCACAGCCCCUAAGUCAUCCCUCCCAAGGGUUUAUUCCGAUUCCAUGUUGUGUAUUCAUUCAACAAAAACUUCAUCUCCAUCCUCAUCAUCUAUAUCAUCAUCUUCGCCCUCGUAUAUCUCUCCAGAUUCUGUUUCUUCUGAUUCCAAUUCUCAUUUGAAGUUCUUGUCAGAGGUUUCCCCAGAUAACUCUGCAGUUUUGACUGCCAAUCCAGUGUCUUCAUCUUUGUCCAAGUUUUCUAAUUUGACCCUGUUGCAAAGUUCUACUUCCCAACCAGUAUCUAAUAGUGCCGAUAUCUGUGAUAUCAAGUUGUCACAUCCUCAUUCUCACCCAGCCCCGUUGCCUUUGAAAAAACCAUCAUCUUCCUUGGCCGAACGCAGGGGUAGUUUGUCAAAGUCUUUGCAGUUGCCUCUAAUGAAUGAUAAAACAGAGGUAACAGAUAAACCAUUGCCUUUGCAUGCUAAUCGACAAGAUGGGGUUCUUGAGAAUGGCAACCUAAGCUGUUCGCAACCAUCAGAUAGUACAUAUAAUUCUUGUGGAACUAACAAUCGUGUCGAGGACACAGGCGCUAAUUCAAUUAAUGUGGACUACAAGGAUUCUUUGCCCGUUAGAAAGUCUAGUGAGUUGUCAAUAUAUGGUUCCUCAAGUGGAUACUUGAAGCCUACAUCAUCAGAUUCACUUCAUAAUGGGGAUGGCUCAUUGCAGUGCAAGAUAUCCCAAACUCUAGUAUACCACUGGCCCAAUUUAGAAAAGAUCGAGACUUUUGGUGCAAGUCAUCUGGAAUCUAAAGCUGCUUUUGUUGUGUUCUCUCCAACUUUUGAUGUCAACGAGGAAAACAUUUUAUAUUUUUGGAUAGGGAGGUCUUUCAGUUGCAAUGCUUCACGGGUUCAGUUAAUCAGAGGUAUAGAGUCAGAUUUUGUAGGAGAAUUUGACUGGAAUCGAAUUGGAUGUGAUGUUCUUACACGGUUAAGUUUGCCGAAGAAUACUAUUGUCAAGGUUGUUAGACAGAAUGAAGAACCACGAGAGUUCCACUCUUUGCUGAGUUCAUUGUAGCGAAAGGAUAGUAGCAGAGCCCUCGUCUCCAAUAACUUGCAUAACCUUUACUGCGUAUGCAGCUGUGAUUACCUACGUCACUUUCAUUCUCUGAUUUUGAUCUUCCCUUGGGACAAGAUAUCAAGUGAGGAGGUUGCCACUUUGCCAAGUCCAUGAUCCUAGUUCAGCUUAUUGUACAGUGCUUUUACACCUUCAAUUUGGACACUUAUGUUCUGCAUAUAGAAAAUUCUUGCUUAUUCACAUUUAUUAGAUUUAAAGAAAAAUGUUCAUGCUU